This is a messenger RNA of Branchiostoma floridae (Florida lancelet), 4352 nucleotides long. RefSeq names its product ATPase family AAA domain-containing protein 5-like. The record is from RefSeq and is a predicted model, not a curated record. The transcript has 18 exons. Gene Ontology annotation, molecular function: ATP hydrolysis activity; DNA clamp unloader activity; DNA binding. Bases 1 to 4143 code for a protein of 1380 amino acids. Lineage: Eukaryota; Metazoa; Chordata; Leptocardii; Amphioxiformes; Branchiostomatidae. Gene Ontology annotation, cellular component: nucleus.
AUGACAAGGUCGGGACGGAAGUGCGUUUAUAGGGCGCAGCUGUUGACCCUGGGGUCACCGAACACACCCAGCCCCAUACGUCUCCGACUGACCAGGGUUUCAAGGAGGAGGCAAGGUCAGCUAGACAAUCCAGAAGACGUAACGCCCAAGAGCAAGAAAAAGGCAAAGAAUGCAAAGGUAACCAAAGCUCAAGAGCUUGUUCAGAAAGCAAAGGCACAGAAGAGCGGUAAAGCAAAAACAAAACCAGAGAAGCUUCGGCAACCCAAAGUGACCAGACCCAAGAGGCAAGCAGCAAAGCCAAAGAGCCCAGAAGUUGUGGAAAUAACAGAGGAAACAGCAAGAAAAGGGACAGCCAAAGAAGAGGCUUUGAAACGGAAGAAAGCAGUGGAGACUGCCAAGAAAGAGGCACCCAAGGUUGGAAAAGACGGCAAGCCACUACGCUCAUUUCUUGAUGUGCUGGGAAAGAAGAAAGUUGCUUCCCCUAAGAAAGCAGUGGGUUCUCCAAGAAAGGUGGCUGCAAUUUUCAGCACAUUUGGUAAGAAUGUCACAAAGAGUGGAAGAUCCAGUCCUCUUACCAUCCUGGAUGAAGACAGCAGAGGGUCGGGGUCUGAGAGCUCCAUGGAUGAGGCCACUUUUGCAGCACGCAGGAAUUUCUUGAUGAGUGGUAUUCCAGACAGACUUAGGAAACAGAUCACGGUCAGUGCGGCUCAGGCCUUAGCCUACGCCUACCCACCCUUCCCAACGGUCAGCCAUGUCCAGCAGAGGGACACGGACAUCCCUGAUGGACAUCUGGAUUUCUGGAACUUACCGCAACCCAAAGAAGGAAGCAUUCCAACAGUGGAACUCCAGAGCGAUUGGAAUUUUGAAGGCAAGGUUCGGAAGGAUGGUCUGCAUCUAGGAGCAGUUACAACAUGUGCAUACAAAGAUAUACUGCAGAAAGAGCCUAGAACCCCAGUCCCUCCCCUACCCCAUGCUGUGUGUAAGAGUCUGGUGGCAGACAUAGGCACCUGCUGUCCUGGGGUGCCUGUCAGGAGAGUCUACAAGCGGUACAGGUCCAGAUACAUGGAACACCAAGGUCACGAGCAUCAGAAACAAGAUCCCUCACAAACUACUGUCAGUCAACCAGUGACAAGCACUGAGCCGCCAGCUGUGCAAGACAAGAAAAGCAACAAGAGGAAGCUUUCAGAGGUCACAGAAGGUCAAGAUCACAAUAGCAAGAAGAGGAAAACCACAGAGGAAGACUCUGAAGGUCAAAGGAACAGCCCAGAAGGUCAGGAGUCAAGAAAACGGGGGCGACUGAGUAGGAAAUCCAAGAUGGCCGACAGAAGUAAAGGUCAAGAGUCGAACACACUCCAACCAUCAGAUGGGGAGGGGGGCAGAAGAAGAAGUGGUCGAACGAAGAGAAAUGCUAGCCCAAGUGAAGAGAAGGAAGAACCAAGGAGGAGUAGUAGAAGGGCCUCAAAGAAACAGGAAGAGGAAAAGAAAGAAGACAGUGAAGAGGAAGUAAAAGUUGUAGAAGAGGCACCAACAGAAAGUGGUGACACAAACCAAGAUGGCAUCCAGGAUUCACUGUGGACGGACAAGUACCAACCCAGAAGUUCCUCAGAAGUUAUCGGGAACACGGGUGCCAUGAAGAAACUCAGGGGCUGGCUACACGACUGGAAGAUCAGAGCAGACAAGGAGAUGAGACGGAUGAUGAAAGAAAUGAAGAAACAAAAGAAAGCACAGAAAAAUGCAGCCAAGAAGUCCGGUUCUCAGGGAUCAGGUGACUGGUGGGAUGAUGAUGACAGUGACUUUGACAUCAGCGAUGACGGAGACAGUGACUACAAUGAGGAGGAGGAGGAGGAUGGUCUCUGUAACACCAUGCUGGUUCUGGGGCCAACGGGCAUCGGGAAGACUUCAGCUGUGUACGCCUGUGCCCAGGAACUAGGAUACAAGGUGUUUGAGGUGAAUGCAGCGUCCCUGCGGAGUGGUAAGCAGGUGCUGACACAGCUGCGGGAGGCCACCCAGUCCCACCAGGUGUCCAAACAAGCACAGACGGGCGGGGCAGCAAGCCUCUUCAAAACCUCCCUCACACCACAGAAGGUCAAACCAGGAGUAAACAAGGGUCCUGUGCCUUCCUCCUUUGCCUCCUUCUUCAAGAAGUCAGAGGAUGGUAAGAAGGAAGAAGACAACAAAGGCCCAGCUGGAAACAAGAAAGUUAGAAGGUCACUUGAGCUUGGGCCUUCUUCCGAUGCAAAAGGAAACAAGAAAGAAAAGAAGUCAGAGAAGAGAAGAUCCAGUAAAGGCAGUGGUGACAAGAAGUCAUCAGACAAGCAAACAGAAGCAAAACCAACUGCAACACAGGAACCCACACGGGCAAUGACUUCACUCAUACUGUUUGAAGAGGUGGAUGUAGUGUUUGAAGACGACAAAGGAUUUCUCACAGCCAUCAACUCCCUGAUGACGACCACAAAGAGGCCCAUCAUUCUCACCACCUCAGACACCACCUUUCCUGCCAGGUUUGAAGGAAGAUAUGAAGAGCUGACUUUCAAACAACCUUUGCAGCCUGUUGUAACGUCCCACCUGCAGCUGUUGUGUCUAGCGGAGAACCUCCCCACCAAGCGAGCCGAUGUGGAAGCUACAGUGGCCCUGAGCCGUGGGGACAUACGACACGCCAUGUUGUCCCUGCAGUUCUGGGCUGAGUCAGGAGGGGGCAGGAUUGAGAAGCAGAUGGCUUCAGAUCUCCACAAGGUUGCCACAAACACAGAAAACCCUCCACAACUUGCACAAAUGGAGGAAUCUUCUCAGAGCCAGCCAUGCGACAUUUCUGUCAAACCCGGCGACAAGACCACCAUGGUGCUCGGACCUCUGCCUGAUGAUGAGGAUGCCAUGGAUGCCGAUGGAUUCCUCAGCUGCAGAAAAACAGCUGCAACACUCGGUAACAGGGUGCUGCUGUCUGCUGAUGACACGUGCGACAGCUGUCCAUCAAGCCAGGAGGUUGCUAUAGAAACAGUUGCCAUGGGAACAAGCCCGGAGACAGUAGACGUGCAUUCUCAAUGUAUGGAGAGUGUUCUUGGAAUCCACAAUGUUGCAGGCUGCAAGAAUCAACUUCUUGAAACAUUCAAGACUCAAGGCUCAGACCAAGGAUGUCUUGCUCGACAGAUAAGCUUGACAGCCAGCUGCCAAUGGCAGGGCAGAAACCUCCUGUUCUACAACAUCGAACAACUGCUGCCCCUCCCCGCGACUCCAUGGAUCAGGCCAAAAUGUAACAACCCAGGUGUACUUCAGAACGUACCAUCCCAAGAUGGAGCUAAAGAGAGGGGGAAACAGAGGAUAAGGGAUUCUCUUCUUGAUAGUUCACUGUUUGAUGCAGAGGAUUUGCCAAGUUCUCAACCCAAAGAUGCUACCACAGAAGAUUGCAAGAACUCUCUGCAAAUAGUAACAGAAGGAAGGACUACGAACUGUAGCAUUGAAGUUGAUGAUUCUCAGGGCAGCUCAACAGUUGUAGGAAAAGAAGAAAAUAUCUUCAAAAAGAAGCUCAUUUGCCAAGCACUUGCAUCCUUUUGUGAACUGUCAGAAAACAAGUCAUUCCUAGACUUGUAUGCAUGCAAGUCCUUUGAGAAGGAAGGGUUCUGUAAGAUUGACCAAUCAGCAUGGAGGGCAAAGGUCAAGUCAGGUAUGACUGACAAUGUGAGGAAAAUGGAGGCAUCUGAUUGGAGGACGGCAGAGAUGGAGGCGGAGCUUCGUGCUGCAGUGGAAGUGAUGAGUGUGAGGCGGUGUGCAAGAACAGUAGGAAAGCUAGCAUCAGAAUAUGCACAAGAUUCGGGGAGUAAAGACUUGUGUGAAGAACUGACGUUGCCGGUCGUAGGUGAUGCAGCUAGCUUGAGGACGGUAAACCUACAGGACGAAUCGCAAGCACAGCUCAGUAUGUUCAGCUCAAGGCAUCAGACUGUCCAUGGAGUUGCGUCAGCACUACCUAACCUCACCCAUGGUCAGCACAGGGCCGUCGCACUGGACUAUCUCCCCACCCUACGCUCCAUCUGUCUCACCGAGAAACUCAGGGAAGCUUCCAAACUCAAAAGAAGGUUUCUACACUACCUGAAUAACAAUGGGUUGUCACUUAAACCCUCCGUCCUGAAUGCUCUCUCUCAGGAAUUUUGAAGAUGGGAUCAAGAAGUGAAUGUAAAUUAAGACAUGAGGGUAAGACUAAUGUGAUUGUGCGAAGAUUGUUUUUACUGAUUCUUACUUGUGUAACUUUACCUGUAGCUGUACAAAGAAAGGUACUUGCUUUUGAAUAAACUAAGAUAUGAAUGUCAUCCCUGGUCAUCGGUAGGGCCAUGUUGAUUUGAUUAUAUGGAUGACAUCUUCGC